GAAGUCUGUGACGCCUGUUGUCGUGACGUCACGAUGUCUGAACGAGCAGCCUAGCCUGAGAGAUAACGGCUUAGUUUUGUUUUUGAUUUAAUUUAGCCUUUGUUACGUUUGGAGACUCGGACAUUAUACUAGAUGGGGACCAAGCGCUUACCAUGAAACUCCGGCUGCAGAAUGACAGGAGUGAUACCAGAAGAGCACAGAAAUUGAGGGAUUCUUCUAUUGUGAUGCAGCCUGAUUCAAGCGAGCGGGGCGCUAACGCAGGAAAUGGAUUGUCCCUGACGCUGCAGCCAGAGCUUCUCACCAGGACUCCAGCCACUGGUGCUGCUGCCGCCACAAACCCUGAGAACAUUGAGGUACGGGUACCCAUGACGAGCGGGCCUGGGGAGUCAGGUGGAGGUGCCUCAUCCAGGAGGUGCAGAAUCAACUCCCAUGGCCACGCCCACUCCCAUUCUCAGUCACAUGGACACCAUCGGGUGCAGCAUCACCCGAACUCAGAGCCAGAGCUUGACUCGCCUGACUCUGACACGGACUCUGGAGAACCCAGCACCUCCGUGUCGGAGCUUCGCUGUCUCUUCCGCUGGAUCCAAAAGAGCCUUCCUUUCCUUGUCAUACUGUGUGCUAAACUGGUCAUCCAGCAUGCUCUAGGUCUAGCUGUUGGGGUUGGCCUCUUUACAACUUUUCUAUAUGUGAAUAAAAACAUUCAAACUCAAGUCUUUCUUCAGGAACGUCAGUCCAAGCUGCAGAGUGGUUGGCUGCUGCUGUUCCUGAUCUCUUCCACCCUCCUGCUUUACUACACUUUUCUCACUGAGACACUUUACUAUUGCCUCAUCUUUCUCAGCCCAGCCAUCGAGCCGCUGGGUUUCUGGGAGGUGCUAUGGGCCGUUGGUGUUACCAACUUUGUAAUAAAGUUCCUCUGUAUGGGGAUGAAGUGCCUUAUUCUACUGCUGCCAUCUUCCCUGGUGACCUACAGAGCUCAGGGCCGCUGGAUGAUGCUGGCUGAAGAGAUUGGUCAAAUCCACCAGGCCGUGGCGCCUUUUCCACUGUGGUUCCGCUACCUGGUCAUUUACCAGGAGGCUGACGGCACCCCUGGACUCACAUUGGGGGUCCUGCUGGCUUUGCUCUACCUCAUACUAAAGCUUUUAGGAUUGUAUGCACAGUGGACAUCUUUACUGAAAACUGUGAGGAUAUUUCUCAAAGGCGAGCAUACAGGCUCCGCGGCCACCAGGAGUCAGUGCAGCGAGGCUGGAGACGUUUGUCCCAUCUGUCAGGGAGAGUACAGGGAGCCUCGAGCUCUACUCUGUCAGCACAUAUUCUGUGAUGAAUGCAUCGCUCUGUGGUUCAACCGGGAGAAGAGCUGCCCUCUGUGCCGCACCGUGAUCACAGAGAAGGUCUACAAAUGGAGGGACGGAGCCACAUCCCCACACCUGCAGAUUUAUUGAUGAGGCAGGCCGGAGGGGGCUUUGGGAUGUGGGACACUGGUAUUAGCUACUAGCUGUAUUUAAAUGUGGGAUUUAUUUUUCUCUGAAUGGCAAAUAAUGUUGUACACACUGUUUCAUGUAUCGGUAAAGGGCUGUGAUCCUGACGGGUGGUGGUCCAUAAAGAUUUUUACCUACAGAAGGUUAUGUUUCUGGAUUAUUUACCAGAGCAUCCCAGAUUUAGCACUCCCAGGAAACGCUGAUUAUUCUCAUGCCUCCAGUGUUGUUUUGAUCUAUUUUAAGUUUUUCUCCUCUUGUGUUGUUUUGCUUUUAUUCAUCUUUAUAUGAACUUUCCUUCGGGGGCAGAGAGAUGUUGUGUCCACCUGUAAAUAGAGGAGCAGCAGAGAAAUAUAUGAAUAAGUAUUUUAAAAAUAUUUUUUUUCCCUUUAUAAUACUAUCAAAAAUCUAAAGACGUGAACCCAGUGUUUCUAAAUUUGUGGACGUGAUUUUUUGUUGUUAUUUGUAACGAUGAAUAUGUGGAGUUAAUCAGCUGCACACUUCAGGAGUGAUCUCUGAAUCCUGUGUGAAAUGACCCUUUGAGCCUGAAUGUGUUAAAAUGUGAGUCUCCAGCUCUGACGAGUGUCGUGUGAAGGCUUUAAUGAAGCCCAAGUACGCGGUGACAUCAUGUGGUCAGCCUGCUUCCGGGCACGGAGGAUGAUAACGAAUAACCGAAUGUGACGGACGAACAGUUUGCUUAACGCUUUCACAACCUAUAAUGAGGAUGCAAAUGAGCUUGUGAGAUUGAUUUACACAAAUUAUUUUUCUACUGAGGUGAUGUGACCUUGAUUUUGUAAAGAAAAAAAAUCAACCAAAGAGCAGGAGAAAGAUCUAUUUUAUUAUGUAUGAGGUCAGUUCACCUUGUUAUUUUUACCCAUUUAAAUCCAUAAACUAUCAAUAAAGAUCUACAUUUCAA
Messenger RNA from Labrus bergylta (ballan wrasse), 2388 nucleotides. RefSeq names its product ring finger protein, transmembrane 1 (gene rnft1). Gene Ontology annotation, molecular function: ubiquitin protein ligase activity. Gene Ontology annotation, biological process: positive regulation of ERAD pathway. NCBI's taxonomy places the organism in Eukaryota, Metazoa, Chordata, Actinopteri, Labriformes, Labridae. The record is from RefSeq and is a predicted model, not a curated record. Gene Ontology annotation, cellular component: endoplasmic reticulum.